AAACAAUGUCAAAACUCGAUCCAUACGAACAUCUCCGAAUUUCCCUGAACCCCGACGGCUCACUCACGCGCCACCACAAGCUCCCCACCUCCGCCGCCACCGGAGAAUCCCCACAAAAUCCCUCCGCCCACGCUGUCCUCAGCAAAGACGUCACCCUAAACGCCGACAAGAAAACGUGGAUGCGAAUCUACCUCCCCGCCAAACUCCCUUCCAACGACAACUCCGUCGCGCGCCUCCCCAUCAUCUUCUUCUUCCACGGCGGCGGCUGGAUCAGCACCAGCGUGGCCGACACCGCCGUCCACGAGAGCAGCAACUGCAUCUCCUCCGAAGUCCCCGCCAUCGUCGUCUCCGUCGAGUUCCGCCUCGCCCCGGAGAGCCGCCUCCCCGCGCAAUACGAUGACGCGGCGGACGCCGUCUUCUGGGUCAGGAACCAGGCGGCGGAUCCAGUCGCCGGAGAUCAGUGGAUCACGGACUACGGCGACUUCUCCAGAUGCUACCUAUACGGCGCCAGCUGCGGGGCCAACAUCGCCUUCAACGCCGCGAUGCGGAUGCAGCAGGCGGAGCUGCAACCGCUGAAAAUCGCCGGAACAAUACUCAACCAGCCGUUUUUCGGAUCGAACCGGCGGACCGGGAGUGAGCUAAACCGGGCCGACGAUCAGUAUUUCCCGCUGCCGGUUCAGGAUUUGCUGUGGGAGCUGGCGUUGCCGGUCGGAAGUGAUCGGGACCACCGGUACUGUAAUCCGUUGGCGGCGGAGGAGAAGGUGAAGAAUGUGGGGCGGUGCUUGGUGAUAGGGUACGGCGGCGACCCGUUGAUCGACCGGCAGCAAGAUUUUGUCGAAAUGCUGAAGAAGCAAGGGGUGACGGUUGAGGCCCGGUUUGAUGACGUGGGCUUCCAUGGGAUUGAUAUGAUUGACUCCAAGAGAACUAUUGCCAUUCUUAAUUUUAUCAAACUAUUUGUUUGA
Messenger RNA from Erythranthe guttata (spotted monkey flower), 962 nucleotides. Its product is annotated as alpha/beta-Hydrolases superfamily protein. The record is from RefSeq and is a predicted model, not a curated record. Lineage: Eukaryota; Viridiplantae; Streptophyta; Magnoliopsida; Lamiales; Phrymaceae. Gene Ontology annotation, molecular function: hydrolase activity.